GUAUAUUGUUGACCAAGCCAAAAAACUGGUCCAGCACAACACUGAGGCUUUGAGAUUUUCCAGAAGGUUUCUAGAAAACCUUCAACCAAUGCCCAGUUGAAGUUCACCCUUUUCGUCUUUGAUUAUGAUUUUUGAGGUGUCCUGAGCAGUUCCUAAAAGGUUCCUCGAGUCAACAUGAGAUUUGUGCGAGAUAUGAGAAUUUUAAUUUUUGCUAGUAACAGGCGAAAAACUGGUUUUUUACAAAAAUGCCUCUGGCGAAGUUAUUUUCAUUUCUACACAAAAACAAAUAUUGUCACUAUGCUCAGCGUAGUCGAUCACCUAUACUCCAUGGCAUUUCGAGAUUCCCAGAGAUGUUUACUCUGAGAUAGAAAGCGAGCCUUGUCCAAACGACGAUAGCUGGAGAGCUGGGACUUGCAUAAUUUUGUAGAGUAACGUCCGAACUACCUACGCAUGCAAAAAAAUUGCUAACAUUGUAUGUUAGUUUUCUGAGAACGGAGCUGGUUUUCCAAAGAUCCUCUGGAAAAUCGGACUUCCAGAAAUUUUGAAACAAGUUUCUGCUUACAGAAGCAUGCCUUAAGGUAUUAGCAACAUGAUGGUAAAAGCCGCAUGUCUCGAUCUCAUUCCUGUCGGAAGUUAUUCAAAACACAACGGAGUGCGUUCUAUUUUGGUACAGACAGUAGUAACUGCAGGAAUGUUUCAUAGACUAACCGUAUCGUUUAAGAAUUUCUUUAAAUUUGAAUAUACAUAUGUAUUUUAUACCAAGCCUCUUGUUUAAAGUGCCAAUGCUUAACAUCAUGAUUCAGCUGAUUCUUUCUAUUUUGUCCUUUUUCAAAAAAGAACAAAUAAAAUUUCUAAUAAUGCUGAUACCCCCAUUCAAACAGGAGACUAUGAUCUUGUAUUGCGUAGAGGCCGUUCUAUUUUGGUACAGACAGUAGUUAGAGAAAGAAAAUUUACUGCAACAGAAGAAUGCCCUUUAAGACUAGACUGACCGAAAAGAAUAGAAAACUACAGUCAGGAGACCCAAGCAAACAUCACCUAUGGGACACAUCUGGAUGCAUUUCGUCUGAAAUCAGUCGAUACGACUAUUUGCCGUCCAGAUUACUAGUUGAAAUGGGAACUUUUAACUAGACGUGUGUGCAUGUGUAACUAGCAAUAGCUAAAUCGAUCGAUUAUGGAGCGAUAAAUCGAUUGUCGCAACUCAGCAGAAAUCUAACAACCGCCCGAUUACUCGAUGUUCACUGUCGUUAGCAAAUAACUGCAAUCGAGUAAAAAUCCAGUAAUCUGUAUGAAUCGGGCGAUACUAAAAUUUUUUUAUGCUUGUGAGUUAAUGGUAUUCAUAUACAAUCAAGCAGCUGUUUUUUACAAGGGUUCAAGAAAAUCUCUCUUGAAAAACAUUUAUUUCAUACCUAAAUGUGGUUAUGAACACUUCGCCUACGUAGACAACUCAGAUAUAUGUUUAGUCCACAGCAAGCCUUCACUACUUAUCCUUUCUGUUUAUUUUAGUGUCUCACACUUGUUUUUUCGCUCUUGAUUUACCGCCCUACUCAACAGAAGAGAUUAUGUACGAACGUUUAAAUUAUGCAAUCACGCAUUGUUCAAGCAUUGAUGCUGAUUAUACAUUUAAUGAAGCUGAUGAUAAUACAACAACGCAGAAUGAUCCAAACGAAGAAGAAGAUAUAUCAUCAACAUCAAUCUUAACUGAAUAA
Messenger RNA from Didymodactylos carnosus, 1706 nucleotides. The record is from the annotation of a GenBank genome assembly. NCBI's taxonomy places the organism in Eukaryota, Metazoa, Rotifera, Eurotatoria, Philodinida, Philodinidae.